This is a messenger RNA of Encephalitozoon intestinalis ATCC 50506, 441 nucleotides long. RefSeq lists its product as uncharacterized. The transcript has a single exon. Lineage: Eukaryota; Fungi; Microsporidia; Unikaryonidae. The record is from RefSeq and is a predicted model, not a curated record. The coding region runs from base 1 to 441 and encodes 146 amino acids.
AUGUCCGGAAUAAUUUAUGAAAACAGGGGAGUAAAUACGGAAUACACGGAUGUCUUUUCUAGCCUGGUAGAAGACCUGAAGAACGAUGUUCUAUCGUUACAACUCACAAACUUCGAUGACGUAAACCAUUUGUACAAGACAGAAGGAAGAUGCUCUAUGAAUGUAAAGGAUCUGGAGGAUUACACAGAAAGCACCCAAGUAAAGAAUAUCGAUUAUAAUGGCCAAAAAUACAUUUUCAUGAGAGCCAUCAGUGAUGAUGCACAACCUUCUUUGAUAUUUAUCAGCGUGGAUGGAGACGAAAGAGGACGAAAAAGAGGACUGCUGGUGACAUCCUUCUGUGAAAUCCUCAAGAUGAUUGUUACUUUCGAUUAUCAGGUUGCCAACAGCGUAACAGCCAGGAUCUUCAAGGUUCUUGAAGAAUAUUCUUGCGAAGAGGAGUGA